GAUACAUAUCUAGCUUGUACGACGACCCUGUUUUCUUCUCCCGGCCCUUUUCGAAAGAGGGGGGGUUCUUCCUCAUCUCUCACCUGGACAUACCCAAAUAUGAGGUUCAUCUCUCUGUUCCUGUCCAUGGCUGCGGUGCUCCAUUGCGCCGCGGCCCAAGGCGAUCCUGCUUCAGCUGUAGCAUCGCUACCAAGAUGCGCACAAGCAUGUCUUGUAACGGCGGUCCUCAACUCGCCAUGCGCGCCGACCAACCAGACAUGUAUCUGCACCAAUGCUCCUUUGCAGGUCGAAGUUGAAGCUUGUGUUCUACAGAACUGUACUCUUAGGAAUGCUCUUAGUGAGUGGCCAUGUCUUCCUUCGGAUGCCAAUGGGCGAAUCCUCCCAAAGACCUGUCAUCUAACCCCUCGCUCUCCCGCAGCAACCAAGAACAUCACCCAGACGACAUGUGGCGCGACACCGAGAAACCGCACGCCGAUGUACAACACCAUCUCUAUCACCAUGGGCUGCUUGUCUGGCGUAUUCGUCAUUAUCCGCCUCGUACACAAAGUGUUUGCGACAAUGGGCGACCUCGGCAUGGACGACUGGUUCAUUCUCAUCACACUCGGCUCCGGCAUCCCAGGAACUGUCAUCAACACCCACGGGUUCGCCGCGAACGGCCUCGGCAAGGACAUUUGGACAGUCUCGUUCACUCAGAUCAACGAUUUUGGUUACUGGUUUUUUAUCAUGGAGCCAAUGUAUUUCGGCCAGGUGACGCUGCUCAAGAUGUCACUUCUCUUCUUCUACAUGCGCAUCUUUUCGCAGAGCAGUAUCAAGAAGCUCAUAUGGGGCACCAUCUGUUUCAACGCAGUAUUCGGCCUCACCUUCAUCUUUGUCGCCAUUUUUCAAUGCCAACCGAUCAGCUUUUACUGGACAAAGUGGGACGGAAACCGCAACGGACAAUGCUUGGACAUCAACGCCAUCGCCUGGGCCAAUGCUGGCAUCAGUAUCGUGUUGGACAUUUGGAUGCUCGCUCUGCCUCUAUCUCAGAUCAAGGGUCUGAACUUGCAUUGGAAGAAGAAGAUUGGCGUGGCCAUGAUGUUCUUCGUCGGCACCUUUGUCACUGUCGUUAGCAUCUUGCGCCUGCAGUCUUUGGUCGCAUUCGCGAAGUCCCAGAACCCAACCUGGGAUCAAUUCGAAGUCGCAACCUGGUCCACCGUCGAGAUCAACGUGGGCAUCAUCUGCGCCUGCAUGCCUUCAAUACGCGUCAUCCUCGUCGGCUUCUUCCCCAAAUUGCUGGGCACGACACGGCGCGGCACAUCCGCAGCAGCCAAGUACUACAUUCAAUCGAGUGGCAACGGUCGCAGCAGGAACAGGACACUGGGCAACGAUGCCAAGGUCAGGACCGUCGAUCGUGACUCGGGGCUCUCAAGCAGCCCGAAUGGCAUCAUGUACACCAAGGAGUACACUGUCGACUAUCACGACGAGACGAGCUUGGUUCACAUGCGCGAGCUGGAAGCGGGCAGCUCAAAGACAGGGAGAACGGGACGAAGUGGUUCCCCGUUCUGA
This is a messenger RNA of Colletotrichum paranaense, 1545 nucleotides long. RefSeq names its product CFEM domain-containing protein. The record is from RefSeq and is a predicted model, not a curated record. Lineage: Eukaryota; Fungi; Ascomycota; Sordariomycetes; Glomerellales; Glomerellaceae. The annotation marks the transcript as partial. The transcript is spliced from 3 exons.